AAAAUCGUCGACUGCUCGAGAACGGCUUCUUUUUUUUAUCGAUCGCAAUGUACAUGUAAUGUAAAUUAAAUUAGUGCCAGUGGAAUAUUACGAUGCAACUACCACGGCGAUAACAAACGACCUUGGAUCGGUUCGGUGUGUGUUCGUUAUCUUACGAAAUUAGCUGUGCUCAUAGAGCUGUGCCUUUAAUAAAGGCUUGAUUAGAGGCGACGGAAUUUACUUCAGUUAACAGUGAAUACGCGAGUGUAUGACGCGAGUGCAUCGCGAUUUUGCAUCGGGAAGGUGAUAGGAUAAAUUCUCCGGGAAAAUCUCUUGUAAUUCUUGCGAUUUUGCUCGAUUAAAAAUGUCGACGAAUUUUCGUCGAACGCGCUCGUCCGUGCGUGUCGCAUUUUUCCGACUAAUUAUACGCGCGAGGAACGCAGAGAGAAUUAUUGAAAGUAUCAGUGAUCGUGUGCCAUAAUUAUGUGGAUUUUACGCGGGCUUGUACCAGCGGGUCAAUACGAGGUGUUCGCAUCGUUAAUAAAUAUAAAAUUAGCGCAGUUGUCAUUUUCUCGCGCGAUUGAUCAUAUAAUAAUGACGGUUGCAUAACUGUCGAGUGUAUAAUAUUGAUAAUAAAUUAAUACAUAACUAUGACGAGUGAUGCAUGUUGCGGAGCGAUUUUAACACCGGUCGAAUUUCACUUCAUGAAGUCGUCGCGAUUAGGGGAAAAAACCGAAAUCAGAGCAAAUGCUUAAACAGCGGAAUGUCGCGCAAUCGCACGCGUAAAGUGUCCGAAAGCAUUUAAAACAUUGCGAUCUGGAUGAUAUAACGAGAUAAAAGUGACGUUAUAUCAUUUAUAUCACUUACGAUCGCCGAUUAUACUUCGAAUUCCAAAGGAACCGAUAACCGAACGUUAUUAACGUGGCAAGAGGGAAAGCUCGCGAGUUUCGGGCGGCAUUCGUGGAUUUUUCCCGACUAACAUUCUUCUCCGACAUCUCGUUCGCGGCAGGAAAAUGUCAAACUAAUAAAAUGCGAUUAUUUGCACGGCCCUCUCCACGCGAGUGGCCGUAAAAAAAAACGGUCGGUCGAAUCGACAGUGCGACGAGUAAAAGAAACAAAGGCAUCGCCGUUACGAAUCAAACGUAAUACGCAAUCGAUCGAAUAUGUAUUCCGCCUACGGUUACGGUUUAUCGACACCCCGUACGAUUGUCGAUAAACCUUGACCGACUUUACAGUCGGUGAUCGACUUCGUAUAUUGCGACGAAGGAGAAACUUUAAUUGAUAGAAUUAUGUGAAAUGCGUGGGUCAACGUGUCGUGGCCGUUUGCAUAAAACAGCGCGAGCUGCGUCGAAUUUGUACAGAUAAUUAUUGAAAUCGAGUAACUCGACGAAGGUCGCAAAAAGAUACGAAAAUUACGACAAUAUUAAAGUGUCUUUUAAGGAUGCAUUAAGUUUCAAAGCGUUACCAAAAAUAUAAAAAUUUUAUAGUGUUCUGUAAUAAUAAAAUAAUGUUGCGGCAUCUGUGUAAAGGUUUAGUAUAAAUCUCUUAUUGGUUUAAAAGUCAUUCAUUUUUUGUUUGCUCUUGAUUUUCAUUUUCAAAAUCACGUAGUAUUUACAAAACAUUACGUAUUAAUUUAAAUUUUUUAGAUAUACCAAUAAAACUUUAAUAUUUAUGUAAAUGUUCUUUUCGAUUUACUUACUUGUAUAAAAGUGAUUUAUCUAAAACUGUAAUAAAAUAGUUACUUUUAUUGUAUAAGUCAUUAUAAGCCUUUUUUAUUGUUUUAUUUUUUGUAGCUGUGAUUUCAGGUUUCGUCAAAAUUUGAAUGUUUAUUAAAAUUUUUUUAUUAGAAAAUGAUAAGAACAGACUUAUGGGAAGUCUUUUUUUAAAUUUCGAUAACUUUUAGUUGUACAGCCAAAACAUCCUUAAAUGAUCAAUUCAUUCAAUGUAAAAAGUUGCAUUAAGACUUUAACUUCCUUCUCGAAGCCACGAAAUUUUCAAUUUUUAUGGUAAUCUAAAUUAAAAGUAAUGUUACAAUGUACAAGAACUGUAUUGCUCGCUUACGAACACGUUCGCGGUCUGGCGAAAUGGCUUUUUAAAUUGAACCUUUUUAUCGCACACGUAUCGCAUGAUCUCCGCAGAUGGUUAUCGAAAUUAAUAAAUUCAAUCUUGCAUUAGUGUUUGCGUCGGUACGUGUGUCAAAUUGCAGUCUGUUCCGGCGACUCAUCUUCAAUUGAUUCCACGAAAUAGUUCCCGUCAAAAUUUUGCUGCGUGGGCUUGUACUUUUGCACGAGUAUCUGCAAGAAAAUGUUGAAUGUCACGCGCUCGAUCAAUUAAAAUCGUAUUUCGCGCACGUUUCUUUUAGCUCGCGAGUCGAAUCGCUUCCGAAAGCCAUACCGAUCAUUCAGUUUUAAAACUGCAUUUUAAUCACUCUACUGUAUCGAUCUAUCUAUAGUCUAUAGGCUUGGCACACUAGCAGAGGAAAUCGUUAUGUAACAUAUAGCGUGUAAUUUCAUGAUACAUGCGACAAUCGCGUGAUAACAUAUUAUCUCAACUGAUUCUGGGAAAAAUAUAUAUUCCCAUACUUAUUCAUCUUCUAAAUAAAGAACUUGGCUUGUAAGUAAUUCGUCGUAAAUAAAUGCGCGAUAAACAGAUGAAGGAAAAACGUAUCUAAACGUAUUUAUCAAUCUAUUCUAGCAAUUUUGAUAUGAUUACAAUUGAUUUUUUUACUUUGGAAACGAAAGAUAAAUCGCGUCUUUAAUCAAACAAAAGAAAAACGCGAAAUAUAAAAAUAUGAUACUGAUUUAUCUGUGAUAUUGUAAGACCAUUUUAGAUCCAGGUUGGUGUCAGAAUUUUAGUUAUAAUUUUACGCAUAAAACAAGAAACAUUUGAAAAAAAUUUAGAAAAACAUAUAUAAAACAAACAUUAAAAUAUACAUGAAAAAUAAAUUAUUUACGUUAUAUAAAAAUAUAAAGAAUUUCCUGAAUUUUAGAUUGUUUAGUGGGUUUAGUACCAAAGCAAUGUUUAUAGUAUAUUUGAAAGUAAAAGGAAAGACGUGUAUAUACACUGAAGAAAGAGUAUAGUAAUAAUCAAACUUAAAUGAAAAUUAGUAACAAUAAGUUUUAAUGAGAUAGUUUUAAUUAAAUAUUCAGUAAUAUAACCAAAUAUUUAGUAGUAUUUAGCGACCAUUUAAUCGAUUGAUUACCAUUAUUACAUUUUACUAUUAACACAUUUACUAGAUUUUACUAAAUAUUUGAUUGCGAGUAUUAAACGAACAUUUAAUUGAAAUUAUUUUAUCAAAGCUAGAUUAUUAUUACUAAACUCUUGUUUACAGUGUCGAGUGUUCUGAAAUACCGAAGAAUCUGUGCGUCGCGCAAACGUCCAAGUUUCUCAGGAAUGUGAUACAGAUAACGUUCGCGCGCGAAAUUCAUCCGAGCAAGCCGAAUUCCCAGUACGAUCUGAUCUGGUUGCGAUUAAACGCGGGGCAAUGUUGGCAAAUAUUUACCGAAGACACGGCCGGCUGGCACUUCGAGUGCAUUAAACGGUGACGUCUAAGGACUCGGGCGCUUUAUUCCGGCGCACGACAAUUGGCCGCCGCGCCGUCGCAGGCCCCGUUAUUAUCGCGUGCACAGCCCGUGAACUCGCCGUGCGGGACCAUCUGAUAGCGCGGUGCAGUUUGCGCGAGCUUAUCGCGCGCUGGGAUUAACCGUGGUCUUAUAAUCCGUUUUCUCGCGAUAAUACCGCGAUAUUGCAUACGCGCGCGAGGCGCGUGUAACUUACGGGACUCGCGAUUCAGCCGUGAUCAUGCUAAUGUUGGAUGCGACGCGAAUUAUGUUUCGCGGACUCGGAAAGAAUGCUGCGAAGGUACGGGAUAUAAUUAAACGCUUUAUAGUCAGCACUAAUUAUUAGCUCUAUUUGUUACACAGUCUAUAAGCAGAGUACCCCUAAGACGUACAAAAAUAAGUAUGAAACUUAAUAAGAAUCUACUAACGUCAGACCAAAAAAUUGCAAGUGAUAACGUUUUGCAAAAUAUUACGUCACCGGUAACUAAAAAUACUUGGAUUCAAUAAAUUAUAAAUAGUAUAUGUAAUCGGACUCUCAACUAAAUAAUACAAAUCAUAGCAAUGAUAAUUAUUCUCUUAUAAUAUGUUGAGGUAAAUCGACUGCGUGUAUUAAAGGGGAAAUAAAUGGAACGUUGUCGAAAUUAAAUGAUACGGCCAAUUUGGUGCGGAAAUAGUCUCUUUGUUCAAAGUAGCAAAACACAAGUGUGAGAUAGCGGUUGUUAUAACGACGAAUUAAUUUCGUGGGGUGUAAUUGAAUGUCGUUUUAUCACGGCUAAUGUCACAGGCAGUCACUAAAGAUAUAAAUUAGCAUAUUACCAAUUUCGAGAAACUUUUGGCAUUACGUCUAAGAAAAUAGAACGCACGAAUAGAUAUUUAUUUUAUAAUAUAUAGUAAAGAAAAUAGAACGAAUAGAUAUCUCUGUUAUAAAGAUAUAGACUGUUUGUCUUUGAAAUUAAGAAAAGAAAACGAUUUCUCAAGAAUAAACGAGCAAUUGAAUUGAUUUGAUUUUGCAUUAUAUUUGCACAUUAUAAUAAUAUGGAAAUUUCUCUUUGCCGGAAAAUUAAAAUUAAUUAAUUUAUUCUCCAUAGUCAAUUAUUCUUUUUAAAAAUUCGUACAUUUCUAGUAAUGUUGAAAUUAUUUUUAUUUGAUAAUGGAUAAUGGAUAUUCGACAAAUGCCGACCUUUUCCGACCGCGAUAAGCGACGCUUUCUAUUAGAGUAGUAAGUCUUGUUUCGGUAAUUGGUCACUCGAUUGGAACAGGGAGAUAAAUUAUGAACAUAAUGGUGAUAAAACGAGGGCAAUAGUGAAAGAUGAGUUUCGUACAAUCUUCUCUUGAUUAACAGAAAAAAUUUGUUUGCUAUGUACAAUAACUGUAAUUUCUGUAACAAUUUUUUUAUUCAACGUUAUAAGACAGAAAAAAAAAAUAUAUAUAUAUUUUUUUUUAAACACUGAGAACUGAAAAUCUUUUGCAAAAACCGAAAAAUGACGAUACGAAAUAGAAAUCUUUUCCAUUUUAUAAAAAGAAGCACGCGUUCUCUCAAUUUUGCAAUAUCGGCUAAAAAUGUGAUAGGAAAGUAUUUAAAAAAAAAGAAAAAAAAAACAGUGGCAGAUAUGAGAUCGUAAAUCGGAUCAGCGGCUUAAAAGCGGUUAAGAAAGUUCUCAACUUCUGACGGUGCGAUCGAUUUUAUCUCAACUUCCAGGCUUCGCUAAAUACACGGAAAGCAAGAAGGUGUGAGUGGACGCAAUAUAUUAACGACAGUGUCGAUAUCGUUGGUGCUUCAACGAUAACACGUUAUCAAAGUGAUACCGUUUAAUGACACAGUUUGUCAUGUAUGUGAGUGUACGUGCGCGUGCAAAUUAGAACCAAGAUGUGUCGCGCGCGAUUCUGAGAGAGACGGAAAGUUAUGCUUGGUCAUCGAGUGAGAAUAAACAUAUCGUCAUUCACGCCGCGUGACGUGCGUAAUGUCGAGUGUGACUGUCUAAGCGCGAUCGAUCUUGACGUGAGAUUCGAUUGGAAAACAUGACCUUGAAGAAGGAAGCGAAGAGGUCCUCGAAAAAGGGCAAGUCGGGCCACAAAGCGACGAAUUACAAUGGCGAGAGCACGAAUUUGACGCAGUCGGAGCAGCCCGCGAAGGAAUGCAAGCAAGUGAAACAGGAAGCAGAGUCCUCCAGCGUCAAGAAACCAUCGUUAAAGGAUGUGGAAAAUUCGAGCGGGAAGUUCGAACGACGCGGGUCGUUUCGUCGGAAAUUCGGUGCUCUGCUAAGAGGGAGCGCCGAGUUACCGGCGGUGAUAAACCGAGGCCUGCAGCCGAUCAGGCGUAGCUUGAGCUUCAGCAAGGAUCUCCAUCGCAGCCACGAGCCGUCGAGGCAGCCCUACAGGACCAGCAGCGUGCAGUGGUACAACAGUCUCAGCUCGCUGGCGGAGGAUGAGGUCGAUGGCGAUUGCAAGAGGGCGGGUGCUUCCGAAAAGAAGGUCUUUGACGAUAAGGUAGCCCAGAUCACCAGGACGCGCAGUCUGAUGGAAAAGUACCCUGCCACGAAUAUCAGACGAAGGCUGAAUACUCUGUCACAUCCGUCGGCACCUCCUUAUGGACGCUACAGCGAUUACUAUCACUCCAAUAUAGACCUAAGCAAUCCACCUUGUGAAGCAAGCAGUCUUCCUGCUUUGAGUCGAGUUGCCGUCGAUACGGUUGACAAUGAAACGAAAUUACUAGAGCAACAGGUCAAGAACGGACGAAAGAACUUCAGAUCCAGCGUCCGAAAGUUAUCUCCGUUGGGAAAUUUCAUCAAACAGCACUUGGUACGUUCGAGGUCGCUGACUCAGCUGGACUCUCUGAGUGGCAGCAUGCUGGACACGGGGGAGCAUCAUUUGGAGGGCGACCCCUCGCAGCAGCAACCCCAUCAGCUGCAUCACCAUCAGCAGGCCCAUCAGUUGCAACACAACCCUCUAGGCAUCGAGUGCAAUCGGAUUCGAUUUCUCGCGCCAAACGCGACGCCCGCCGAGAUCGCAAACUCCAAUCGCAGGCCCAAGCUCUCGCGAUCACAGGUAUCCAGUAAUGAAUACUUCAGCGUCAGUUUCGAGGUUGGCGACGACAUCGCGACUGCAUUUGACCGAGAGGAAUUUCUACCGGCUACGCGGGGAACGUACCUGGUAGAUGUGCUGAGUCCGGCCUGCGAACGUCGCGGCGUCGAUUUAUCGCGCGUCGAAGUCCUAGACAGUUCUUCGACGCCGUUAUCGCUGCUAACGACGGACGCCGCCACCCUCGGUGGCAAACACCUGCGAGUAAUCGUUAAGGACGAAAAAUUGAAUUCUCGAACGCCGAGCCAAAGAGGAAGUCAGAACGUGCUGUUGCGGAAAGCCAGUGGGAACUAUCGGAGUCGUAGCGGUCGUUUCUUCAGCGUUUCCACCGAGGACACGAAUGUCGAUGCCGAGGUUGGUGCCUGCACAACGAUCUCUUCCGGUCGGAGUUCCGCUGGGACCACAGGACUCAAAGCCAGUAAACAGCGAUGGAGCGGGUUCUUCACCAACACCAAAGGUAUCAAGAUGGAUCUAUUAACCGCCCAACUGGACGAAUACAAUAAGCACGGCGUGCCGAAACUCGCGAACGUUCAUUUGCAGUGCGAUGUGACGAUCAACGAGGAAGCUCUCUACAAUUUAGAGAGCGACUGGCGCGACAUCGUCGAGAAUUCGCACAUGCUCUCGGAGAAACAAACGCAGCAACAAACCGCACUCUGGGAACUGGCGGAGACCGAGGUGGCCUAUAUUAAAACGUUAAAGGUUGUGACCGAUCUCUUUAUGGCGUGUCUCUGCAAUCUGCAGGCCUCGAAUAUCUUGAUCGAGGUCGACAGGCUCAAGCUCUUCAACAAUAUACUCGAUAUAUACGCCGCCAAUCGCUACUUCUGGACCGAGUAUCUGCUCGCGAUGGUGAACGCGUCGAGAUCGAGCGGCCAGCCGCUCGAUCCCGGCCACCUUCUGCUAGGCUUUGAAACUUUCGAGCAGACGUUUGCGCCUUACACGAGAUACUGCGCCGAGCAGAGCAAGUGUCAGCAGUAUUGCAAGGAUCGACUGAACGAUAAUCAGCUUUUCACAGCGUAUCUAGUGUGGUGCGAAACGCAAAAGGACUGCAAUCGACUGAAACUUAUGGACAUAUUAGUAAUGCCGAUGCAGAGGCUUACCAGGUAUUCGCUCCUGCUCAAGGCCAUUUACAAGAACACCGAGAACGAAGAGCAGCGCGUGGAAUUGAUACACAUGAUCAAAUCCGUGGACGGCUUCGUAGUAUCCGUGAAUGCGGCGCUGAGAAGGAACGAGGAAGCUGCUCAGCUGGAGCACGCGGCCUCGCGUCUAGAGUGCUACGACGUUGUGGAAACAAAAGGGCUCGACGAGGAAGUAGAGAAACUAAUAAGGUUGUACAGCAAUCUUGAUAUAACUACGGCGCCGAUGCCCGGCUGUCCAAAGGACAGCUUGAGGACUCUUCUUCGAGAGGGAGACUUAAAGUUAAGAGACGCCUCCACCAGCAAGAUGGAGGUGCACGUACUAUUGUUGACCGACAUGCUGUUAAUCUGCAAACCGUCGACGAAGAAAAUGUUGAAGAUCAUCAGGCAGCCGUACGUCGUCGACCGCAUACGGAUACACGAAGUCAAGGAGCCGUCCAGCCUGGGAUUGGUUUAUCUUAACGAGUACGGGACAGUUUCGGCCGCUUUAAUCCUUAGCGCCGGUGACCCGAAACUAGCUAAGUCGUGGAUGGAAUCCUUGAAACAAGCCCAGCAGCAAUUUGCAUUGAUGAAAGUCCCGUCUCUCGGUGAACCUGUGAUGAAUUUGGCGUCCGUCAGCAGACAACCGAGCACAUUGGGCGAUGGUGAUUUCGAAGUGGAGGAAUAUGACAAUACCUUUCCAAGAACCCCGCGCGGCAGUAGCAGAGCCUCGCACGUCAGCAGUCUCGCUCAUAGUCACAGUGGUAGCAUGGAGAUGGAAGGUGCUUCUCCAGGCAGCAGCAGCUUUCUACCAAGCUACAAUCCCAGCAGAAACGUCAGCGUGGACACGAAUGAACAACCACGAGCGUCGAGUUCGCUGUCGUCGGAGGAAGGCGGCGAGUCCAGUUCCGGGCACAAUCACCGUUCUAUGCACGUGAGGCGCUCGCUGAUGAGUAAAUCACCGACGCCAAACACGCUGAGCGUCCAGGUGCCCUAUUCGAGUCUGGGUCAAUCGCUGCCUAAUUUAACGCUGGCCACCUCGCCGCAAACCUCCACCGUGUCGCCGACGCCGCCAAACUCGCUGCUGAUCGUGCCGCAGAUGACCAAGAGCAAGGAUACGCUGCUUUCACCAGGACACCGAGGUAGUAUCUCCUACCCACCACCGUCACCACCGCGAGGUGCUCUCAGACGGGGAUUCGCGCUACCGCAAUCCCGGAAUCCGCCCUUGAUGAAAACGAGACACGUAAAUGCAUCUCUAACGCAAUCGGCGCAGGUGACCAUGCCGACCAUGGGCAGUUCCGACACUGAAGUCAUCGAAGAGAGACGGAGAAGGUUGGAUCCUUCACAGAGAGUACCAUCGACGAGCAGCAUCGUCGAGGAAAAGAAAUGACCUGCGAAUUGACCUGAAAGAAGAAUUUUCCGAACGUUUGGUAUGGACCAUACCGUCGACAUGGAUGUACGUGAUAUGUAAAGGUUCGACGUUAUAUGUAAUGCUCGACGUGGAUGUACGUGAUAUGUAAUGCUCGACGUGGAUGUACGUGAUAUGUAAUGCUCAACGAGAUGCAUUCUUCUCUCUAUGUGUGUGUGAGUGCAGCACACACUUUCACGCAGAAAAUUCGAGGAGCAUUGAUCUUCGAGGAUUGAUUAUCUCGCACUCUUUGAAAGCCUACAAAACGAGUCAAACAAUACAUUACAAUCGAUUGGGGCCAUUCGAAAUCAACGUGUGAAGUUUGUACCACUACCGUAUCGCUACUUUUAUCUCGUUAUCUUCUUGUAACUCGUAGAUGUCUCUUUGUAAUAAUUAAAUCAAGUCCGAGUUAUCCGCGAUUAAUAUCACAUUGCGACAUUGAAUUGCCAUGUGUGAUAUUAAACACAGAUUUCGACUUAGAUUUUUAAGCGACGAACAGAAAGGCCUACUUAGAGUAACUACAAUAAGAUAGCAUAGCGAAUAUUAGGGCCGCAAUUAGCGUACAAGACGCCUUUGUAAAGGAGUUCAUUUAGGCGCCUUACGGUAGAACAAAAUGUUUGAAGGAUUGAAAACUGAUCUUGAGCUUUGGAAACCGGGAAUUUGCAAGAGUACAAGUUGGCGUCUUUCCUCUCCUUUUCCCAUGUUGGGCAUUAUGCCCACCAACGACCAAAAGAAAAAAAAAAAAAGAAAAGAUCUUGAGUACAAUUGCCUUGUUCAGGCUAAAUGUAUUAAUGAGGAAUAAGAGCAUAGGAAGACAUUGAAACCUUUAAAAAUAACAGGUUUUAAAUUGCUGCGUUUAUUCUAAAGAAAAAUUAAUCAAUUUGACGCUCGGUACGAUACGCAAUCGAAAUCGUGCAAUUCGGACGUCGAAGUUAUGAGAAUAACCGCUGUUUCGUUCGUUUUAUUUGACUAAUCUUGACUUUGCACAAACAUUCAUUUUACCCUCCUUCUAUUAUUUUAUUACGAGAAACAAUUCAAUGGCUAUAUUAAGUGUUGUCAAUGUGGUCGAAGAUUGUAAAGAAUGUGUCGUAAAGCUAUUGGCGCGAGUUCCUGGUGUGUUGCAUUUUAAAAUUGUUACUGAAUGAUAAAAUAUAAUGGCGUAACGAUUCAUUUAAUGUCAUGUGGCAUUGUAGAAGCUUUAAUUAUAACAGAUCUUUCAUCUUUAAUCGAAAAGAAAUUAAAUAUUUCACUUUAAACAUA
Molecule: messenger RNA, 10397 nt
Organism: Solenopsis invicta (red fire ant)
Lineage: Eukaryota; Metazoa; Arthropoda; Insecta; Hymenoptera; Formicidae
Product: pleckstrin homology domain-containing family G member 5
Exons: 21
Coding region: 5559-9119 (1186 amino acids)
Biological process (GO): endothelial cell migration; Rho protein signal transduction
Cellular component (GO): endocytic vesicle; axon; plasma membrane
Molecular function (GO): guanyl-nucleotide exchange factor activity
Source: RefSeq, a predicted model, not a curated record